UGUUGCUGCUCUACGGAAACACAAGCGCACUGAUCGAGCCGCAAGUGCACAUUUAAAGGGGUACAACAACAACGCUGUCUUUGUAUACAUCUGAGUUUGUCGAGGCGUUUAUAGCUCUUGAUCAACAUCUAGCCACCUUUUCUUUGUGCGAAGGUAUUAUACGGACAGUUUAGGAGGUGGAAAGAAGCAGUGAGCGUCAAAGUAGGGCCGAUAAUUCAAACAUUUUGGGUCUAUUUCUUUCUGAGGCGGCUCGGUUGUCCUGUCGUCUCUGUUGAUCUGGAAACGGCCGCCAUCUUGAAUUUUAAUGUAAUAUUUUCGGACAAUCUUUCGGCAAUAUGUCAUUUUUGGAUUGCAUUGGACUUUAGUGAUGGACAAGCUCUGACGCGGAAGAGAAAGAAGUGAAGUAACAUCUGAAGAAACGAGUUAAGUUUGAUUCGGAGUCCCCUGGCAGAUAAGACAACGGACCAGGCUUCAGCCCAGUUGUUUCUGCUGUCUCCUUGUUGAAUGGUUUCUCACAAGCACACAGAAGCUCAAUGCGCCUUCUCCAGACCUCCAGCUGGUAUGAAGUAGAUGGGAGAAUCCAAGAACAUGGUGCUGAAUGGCAGGAGACAUGGCAGCAAGUUCUCCAGUAAUCAGCCCGUAAGCAAGUCCAGGCUGCAAAACACACAGAGAGCCCAUCUUCGUCAAAGCAAGGGCUCCCCGAGUGGCAGAAGAUGCAGUCGACGUUGUGGUGGGGCGCCCCCGGAGGCAGAAAGGCGCCAUGUCCCCUCAUCGGGGAUGACUGCCAAGGAACUGUGUGAAUAUGAUGAUCUGAGCACUAGUUUGAUCCUGGAUCCUUAUCUUGGCUUCCAGACCCACAAGAUGAACACCAGGUUUCGGCCAAUCAAAGGUCGGCAAGGGGAGCUGAGGGAGGUCAUUGAGCUUUUUAAGAAGCACGACAACCUGGAGAAAGCUUUUCAGGCUCUGACCUCUGGUGACUGGACGAGACAUCACUUCCUCAACAAGACCAAGUCCCAGGAGAAGCUGUUCAAAGCACAUGUGUUUGUUUACCUGCGCAUGUUUGCUUCAGACAGUGGCUUUGAGAUUCUUCCUUGCAAUCGCUACUCCUCUGAGCAAAACGGAGCCAAAAUUGUAGCAACAAAAGAUUGGAAAAGGAAUGAUAAAAUCGAACAUCUUGUGGGCUGCAUUGCUGAGUUGUCUCCAAGUGAAGAGAGGAUGUUGCUUCGACAUGGAGAGAAUGAUUUCAGUGUCAUGUACUCUACACGCAAAAACUGCGCGCAACUCUGGCUGGGACCUGCGGCUUUUAUUAACCACGAUUGCCGGCCAAACUGCAAGUUUGUGUCAACAGGCCGAGAUACCGCCUGUGUAAAGGUUCUGCGGGACAUUGAACCGGGGGAAGAGAUCUCCUGUUACUAUGGAGAUGGAUUCUUUGGAGAAAACAAUGAAUUCUGUGAAUGCUAUACUUGUGAAAGACGCGGCACUGGAGCUUUUAAGUCGAAAGCAGGGUUGCCUGUGGAGACUCCGGUGAUCAAUAGCAAGUACGGCCUCAGAGAGACAGACAAGCGUCUGAACAGACUAAAGAAGCUGGGGGAAAGUUGCAGGAACUCUGACAGCCAGUCUGUCAGCUCCAAUGCAGAGGCAGACUCUCAGGAACCAACCACUGUACAAACAUCAUUACGUAAGAGGACUUCGCAGUCCUGUGUCAAAAAGCACGGAGAAGCAAAGGCUGUAACAAGGCAAACUCUGUCAAGCACUCCUUCUUCUACCUCAUCCUCGAAACGAAGUCAAACGAAUAGUUUACCAAAGAGACUCAAGUCAAAGCCCACACAGCCUAUGCCUAAAGGAAGACGCCGGUGUCGAGGCGUAUGGACGAAAGCCUCCAGUCGAGUGAACGCUAGUGGGAAUCUCAAGGAGCCCUCCAGACGAGACGCGGACAGACGCAGCUCUGGAGGCAAAGGCAGUGUAGCGCGCCAGUCGGAAAACAAUCAGAGCUCUUCGAAGGGUGCUUCCCUGUGCAAGGACAGCAUACUUUGCCCUUACAGAACUCGUAGGUCCACGAGGACCUCUCUCAGUGCUGAGGGGUCUGACGGCACGCAGGCAUCAAGUCAGCCGUCUAGCCCGGGCGUGGUCUUCAAGUCGGAGCCUGGAGAGCUCAUCCCUGUGACACCUGGGCACCAGAUGAACACCCCUAGUUUGGAGACCAGCUGUCCUAAGAAAGGGACGUGUCCCAGACGCAGGAGGACGGUAAAACAGGAAGACACCGGCUCCUACGGCGAGUCCUUCCUCCAGGAGGGCUUGCCCGACCUGCGGCACGCGGUUCGGGCCGCGGAUGUAGCGGACUGUGGGAAGGUAGUGCUCGGCCUGCCGGACCGCCACCAGCACUACAACGGCUCGGCUAAAAGCAGCAAGGCUCUCCGCCGAGGCAAGGGCAAGAAGAAGCGGCAGAUCACGCGUUACGACGCUCAGCUGAUUCUGCAGAACAACUCAGGCAUCCCCAAGAUAACACUACGUCGGCGUCGAGACAGCAGCAGCAGUAAGAACGAGCCCAGAGAGAGCAACUCUUCGAGCUCCUCCAAAAUCAGCAUCAAGUUCAGCAAAGAGCACGAGAAGGACCGGAGCAACUCGUACGUGGCCAAACUGAACAACGGCUUCAGCCACGGCUCCCACAGCAGCUCCACCAAGCUCAAGAUCCAACUGAAGCGGGAGGAAGACGGCACCGGGUUGCAUCGCGCUUACCCGGAGGACGUCACCUUGGGCAUCGUGAAGCGAGAAGGGGGGGAUGUUCUGGAUCACAAGGCGGCCACUCAGGUAGGUCAGAACAUGGAAGUGGAGUCGCUGUCCUCCGAGGACGAAGAAGAGGACUACUUUGAUAACGAGGAUGAUUUCAUCCCGCUCCCACCAGCAAAACGUCUGCGUCUCAUCGUGGGCAAAGAUUCCAUAGACAUUGACAUUUCCUCCAGACGACGAGAAGAUCAGUCCCUCAGACUCAAUGCAUAAGCUGUGUAAAUAUUCCAUUGUCUCAAUCAUGUUCAUUUUGAACAUAUGUAAUUUAAAUAGAAAAUGCAAAUGUACAAUUAAAUCAUGGCAAAAUAUCUUUCUUUACAUUUUAGUGAUGGCACUUCUUUGUUGUUUCCUCACAAUGAUUAUAAAUAUUGUAGAAAGUGUACAGGUUAUGUAUGAAUUCUAUCCUAACGUGCAGAUGUUUGUUAGCAUUCUGUCCAGCUUCACUGUUUUAUUCCAUAAACACUCUCGGCUUUGUUUGCAAGACGUUAGUCCACUUGGGAAACGUAUGCAUGGUUUCACCUCAGAAGGUUGACACUUGAUGUUUCGACAGCAGUGUUCCCAUGCACAAGAAUCACAUGUCUGUCUCUCUCCUCGGCUUGAUCUGGCUAAAGGGAAUCAUUGAGCAAACAGUGUGCAGAGGAGCUCAAAUUUAUACAGAUCUGUCCGCUUUUUUUGUAUCAAAAUCCUUUUUAUCACGUGUCAGAUUUUUUGGCCAUGGAAGGCCAUGGUGCUCAUUGUGGUGGCCUGGUGCUGGUCCAUAAAGAUAUUGGACUAUUGAAUAAUUAUUCUGUGAACGUCAGACCCUUUUUGUGUGACCUUGGAAGUCCGUAGAGAAAUGUGCCUACGGAUAAAAGUCCGCAAGACAUAAGUUGUACUGAAACGUCAUUAAUCAAGAAUCUGUUUUCCUGAAUCAUGCUCAUUGUGGUAUUCAGUACAUCUAAUUGACUUUGUGGCUUUGUGUGCAUUUUGUGCUCUGCCGAAAAAUGAUAAAAAUGGACAAAAAAAAAAAUAUGCUAAGGUAUUCAAAGCUGUUGUUUGUGUUUCCAUUGUUGACCCUAAGUAGGCAGCUGCCAUAUUAGGCUAUUUUUAUUUGUACCUUUUUUUUGUUUUUCUAUCUUUUCUUUCAUUAUAUACUUUACAUUCUGUAGUGUCAAAAGUCUGCCAUCUGUGGGCUUAAAGGAGCUUUUUAUCCUAAUGAUCACAAAACUCCUAUGGUCUCAAGCUUACAAACUGACUCUUAAAAGCAUCAUGACAGUAACAAUGUAGGAUGUAUACAUAAUCUGGGGGCAUACUGUUCACUCUGUAUAUUCUGGGACUUGUUUUUAUUUAACUGUUUUAAGUACUUGAAAACUAUAAAACUCAUUUUCAAGAUA
Messenger RNA from Megalobrama amblycephala (Wuchang bream), 4157 nucleotides. It is a transcript of the gene kmt5b, whose product is annotated as lysine methyltransferase 5B. Gene Ontology annotation, molecular function: protein binding; histone H4K20 methyltransferase activity. The record is from RefSeq and is a predicted model, not a curated record. NCBI's taxonomy places the organism in Eukaryota, Metazoa, Chordata, Actinopteri, Cypriniformes, Xenocyprididae. The transcript is spliced from 10 exons. Gene Ontology annotation, cellular component: nucleus.